GAAGAAGCAGCAGCAGCUGCAGCUGUUUAUCUUCAGUCAGCACGGUUCAGUGGUCAAUACAGGGUUUGGGUGGUUUUCAGUUUGAAACGUCAUUGAGUCAGUGUCCCUUCUGCGUAAUAGCCUAGAAGCGCUAAAGAUUCGGUGUUGUACGUCUGGACCAAAGGCUCCGAUUAUUUUCGUCGCUGUUCUGGUGCUUUACGUUGCAGAAGAAUAUGGUUUUCUCAUCGUCUCAACAAGUGGUGGUCGCAUUUACGGCGGUGUUAUUUGCGUUUGUGGUGUUCCCUAGAAUGUUCGGCGUAGGGUCCGGGGCGAAGGAAACAAGAGGUUUUGAUGCACGCUACAACAGAAAAGUGGGUCCGGGACCUGGACCUGGACCAGGUGCAGUGAGAGGGCAGCCUGUCAACAUGAACACGGCCGGCUCCAUGAACAAAGCUCAGACCCUGGAGAACAUGCAACAGAUGAAGAUGAUGAUGGAGCAGGAGAUGAAGGGUGACAAAUACAAAACCAACAGCAACAAGGGCUACGUGUUCACGCUGAUGCCACUCUACGCCAUCGGAGUCGGCCUCUUUGCAGCGUACAAAUUUCUGAAGAUCAAGUCUGCAGAUGACUCCCAAGCCCAAAAGAAGAAGGAUGCACAAGGUCCCAAGAAGUCGGAGGAGACAGAGAAUCAGCUUACAGAGCUGGAGCAGCGGCUAGCGCAAACAGAGAAGAUGCUCAACUCCAUUCUCACCCAACUGGACCCAUUGACAAGUUGUGUCAAGUCUGUGGCCCAGGAACAGAAGAACGAGAUCAUGUCCCAGCUCCAGUCCAUCCGCCACCUGAUGAAGAAGAGAGGCAUGGAAUGUCCACCUCUCAACAUUGAAGAGCCGCAGUGCGAGAGGAACCUGGAUGACCUCAUCGAGUCUCUGGCAGCCCACGACGACACCCCGCCAGAGGGGGUCGCUUCUGCGGCAGAUGAACAAAGUGGUGUCGGGGAAGAGGCACCAGAGCCAGUCCACAACCAGCAUCACCACCCCGAAGCCAAGGACGAGUACUCAGCGACAGACGCUGGAGGGGAGGAGGAGGAGGAG
Molecule: messenger RNA, 1070 nt
Organism: Coregonus clupeaformis (lake whitefish)
Lineage: Eukaryota; Metazoa; Chordata; Actinopteri; Salmoniformes; Salmonidae
Exons: 6
Biological process (GO): synaptic transmission, cholinergic; protein localization to cell surface
Cellular component (GO): neuron projection; neuronal cell body; intracellular membrane-bounded organelle
Source: RefSeq, a predicted model, not a curated record